GAAAACCCGUGACAAAUCGAUUAUUUCUCUCUAAGAAAACACAUCUUACUCCAUCUUUAUCGGUGUCCAUGGCUCAGCCACCUCCUUUAGAUAAUGAUGAUCAAUUCGACUAUCUAUUUAAGAUCGUCUUGAUUGGGGACGCAGGUGUUGGAAAGACGUGUGUCGUCCAACGUUUCAAGACCGGAAAUUUUCUGGAAAAACAUGGCAGCACCAUCGGUGUUGAUUUUACCAUGAAAACACUAUUUCUGGAUGGGAAACGAGUAAAGCUGCAGGUUUGGGACACCGCUGGGCAAGAACGUUUCCGGACUAUUACGCAAAGUUACUACAGAAGUGCCAAUGGAGUGAUCAUAGCCUAUGACAUAACGAAAAAGGACACGUUUGAUAACAUAAACCGCUGGGUGGAUGAUGUGAUGAAGUACUCGGGACCAAAUAUAACGCAACUCAUGAUAGGAAACAAGAAAGACCUUGAGGGAUUACGAGAAGUGUCUGUGACGCAGGCAAGGGAACUCGCUAAACAUUAUGAUAUGAUGGAGCCAGUUGAAACAAGUGCUAAAGACAAUACAAAUAUAGAUGAAGCGUUUAUCAAAAUGGCAAAGGAACUGAAAUCGAAAUAUGGCGGUGAUAGCGACUUGCAGGAAGACGGCCACACUGGACAUGGAUUACCUCUCAAUAGCAGAACAUUAAAUAAAGGCUGGCACUGCUGUGGGAGCUAGUCGAGUCAGAUUCAAACCUGUCCUCCGAUAAACAGUUGUGUUAUUCAAGAUUGUUCUAUUGGAUUCUGGUGUCACAAAUAUUCUAGGCAUGCUUGCUGUGUUUUCGUGUGAAAGCAUUUGUAAAAUAGCCCGUUGCAAUGCCUGAAGAUCAAUGGCUCAAAGAGCGCAUUUAAAGGGAGACUAUAGGCAGGAGCAGAGGGACUAAUUUGGCGAUCUUCAGGUGACUAAUAUACAAAGUAAAAGGGCCCUGGGUCAUGUCAGAUUCAGCACUAAAUAUAUUCCUCGUACAAGCGUCAAUCAAUUCGACAUACUGUGAGAUGUGAGAGACCCCUAUUGGUGACUUUGUGUAUCUUGCCUGCCUCACUGCUGCCUAUAUUGUCCCUUUAAGAAAUUGGCUCAUUAUGGGAGACGCUAUUUAUUUCUUUGUCCGUGGAUGAUUGCCAACAGGCGAAGGUGGUGACACAUCCGAGUCUUUGGAAAUGACGGUGAAUUUUUUUAAUUUGCAUGAAAAACCUUCGGGGAUCUUCCUGCAGAGUUCCUCCCUCUCAUAGAUGUCUUUGAACUGCCCCUGCUCAACAUCCUCAACCAUUUGGUUUCGCAAAGUUCGUCAUUCCUUGUUCAUGAGAUUUAAUUGAUGUCAUCUUAAUUAUAUAUGUCUGGCCUAUGGAUACAUUCACCACAUUUGUACAGCAAGUGUCAAAGAUUUGCUGCACAAAUCUAGUGAAUCAAAAGGACCAAGUCUGUGUUUCUUUAUUUGAAUGAUGAGAAACUAUAGGGGCAAGUCCUUCUGAACCUGUGAGAAAUUAGGAGGCAAAUUACCUUUGUAGAACAUAAUUUGGGAAUUUUUCUUGGGCAAGGCAGCCUCAAGUCAUUAUUAGGCAAAGAAGCAAGUCACUACUGCCUUCGACUGAGCCAUGACGUAUAUUGACAAUUGUGAUAGGAAUGCAGCAGCUGGUUGGUCAAAUCGCAAUCACUCGUCAUGCUGUCAUUGCUCGGUUGCACGUUGCAGCAACUGAAAUCGCUUGUCUGCGCGUCACUUUACAUAUCCAUGUCGUCACCUCAUAUAUGUCAUUGUCCACCAACGAAGGUGGCAUGUUUGCUUGGCAUGAGUCUAGAAAUUUUUAACUGGGUGUGUCUCACUUGGGCUGUCUUAUGACAAAAAUACAAAAUGUCAUUGCAAUUUGACCUACUUUCUGGGGUCUAGAUGGCCAUCUUUACAAACCUUAUUAUUUGUCAUUAUUAUGACAAGGAGUCGGAGUGUUAACCCUGUGUUACAAUAAAAUUGAGCUUGAUCUACAUUUCAAGGUCACAGGGGUCAGUAUCAUUCAGUCAUCCAUCUUUACCUGAAUACCAAUAAAUUGGAAGCGCUGCCUCCGACAGCAAGUAUGGAUUACUUGACGAAGGGAAAUUUACCCGAUCACUACUCUCGUUUGUUGCCAAAUGUGUGCUAAAUACCCUGGGACAUCUUAUUUUUGCUAAGCAGAUGAUCUAGAACCAGGAUGAGAUGAGACGGUUGAAAUGUUUAGAUGUAGGGCUUGGUGGGUCGCAAGUUAUGGUCAAACCAAUUUGUGUAUAUAUUGCAUGACAAGAACGGAUAAACAACAGAAGUUAUUUGAACUUUGAUAAUAUUUACUGUUCUGUAGAUUAUUUAUGAACGUAGACAUCUGAUUUCACUCUUUUAUUUAAUUUCAAACUGUCACUAUUUAAGAAGUGCAUACUUUGUAGCCUGAUCGGCUAGAAGUUCCAGUUUUGUAGUCAUAAUUUGCUGGUGCAGAGUAUUUAUUGAUUAAGUUAUUGAUUUGUGAUGGAGAUUCUAGGUGCUGGACAUAAUUAUUUCAUCCUAGUAUUAGUGUGACAAAAUGUUUUGAUCUCAGGAAUCUGACAUUUAUAGGAACGUCAAUUCUUUUAUUAGUGUUAAAUAGACAGGAGAGGCUUGGUUUUUCUCCAUUCCCAAAGAGUUCAUUAUCUAUUUAAAGAUUUUUCAAAACUUACCGACUUCCAAAAUCAUUUAGGAUGCACCUUAUUCGCAUCCACACCAUAUUUCAGCGGCACUUUUGGCCUUCUAUUCUACAAUCCUCAUCAAUGCCCUUAAAGUUAAACAACCGGAUAAAUGCUUCAGGUAAGAAGCCUUUAAUGUUCGUCCAUGACCUGACACUACUGAUGGUCACAGAUGUGCAAUGCAGGCAUCAGUAUUAGCUAAAGACAUGGCCCGUUGAUAGCGGGUCAAAUUACAGAAUUUCUAAGAUGCCAGCGAAAGAGCUCAAAAAGUCUUCUAAUACCAUAAAUGUGACCCGCUCUACCAAAACUAGGCGCUUGGCGCAUCUGAACUUGACAGGUUGAUACGGACUUGUUGUUCA
Messenger RNA from Lineus longissimus, 3070 nucleotides. Its product is annotated as ras-related protein Rab-43-like. Bases 69 to 713 code for a protein of 214 amino acids. The record is from RefSeq and is a predicted model, not a curated record. Gene Ontology annotation, biological process: cellular response to insulin stimulus. The transcript is spliced from 4 exons. Gene Ontology annotation, molecular function: GTPase activity; GTP binding. NCBI's taxonomy places the organism in Eukaryota, Metazoa, Nemertea, Pilidiophora, Heteronemertea, Lineidae. Gene Ontology annotation, cellular component: recycling endosome; insulin-responsive compartment; Golgi apparatus.